Hipposideros armiger (great roundleaf bat) is the source of this 1061-nucleotide messenger RNA. RefSeq names its product TAL bHLH transcription factor 2 (gene TAL2). The transcript has 2 exons. Bases 184 to 501 code for a protein of 105 amino acids. Gene Ontology annotation, biological process: regulation of transcription by RNA polymerase II. NCBI's taxonomy places the organism in Eukaryota, Metazoa, Chordata, Mammalia, Chiroptera, Hipposideridae. The record is from RefSeq and is a predicted model, not a curated record. Gene Ontology annotation, molecular function: protein dimerization activity; RNA polymerase II cis-regulatory region sequence-specific DNA binding; DNA-binding transcription factor activity, RNA polymerase II-specific.
GCGAGGAGGUGCGUCGACUCCGGGGGGAAAGUGGGCACCGCCGGGGCGGGGCUCGUGGGCCAGCGGCUCUCCUGCACAGACCCCGAGCCUCUCUGGCCCAGAAGGACAGGAGUGUCAAGGCGACUUGGUAGCAGCCCCCAAGUCUAUCCGGGCCUUUCUUUUCUCCAUCCCAGGAACUCAGCCAUGACCAGGAAGAUCUUCUCAAAUACCAGGGAACGGUGGAGGCAGCAAAAUGUCAACAGCGCCUUUGCCAAGCUGAGGAAGCUCAUCCCCACUCACCCUCCAGACAAGAAGCUGAGCAAAAAUGAAACUCUUCGCUUGGCAAUGAAGUACAUCAACUUCUUGGUCAAGGUCCUGGGGGAGCAAAGCCUGCAGCAAACGGGAGUGGCUGCUCCUGGAAACAUUCUGGGACUCUUCCCCCAAGGACCCCACCUGUCCGAAAGGACUCUCCUCGGCGACUACCAGGUUCCGUCACCUGGCCCAAGCCACCACAUUCCUUAGCGUGGCUCCAACUCUCGUCACCCAGGGCAGCACUUGUUCAGAAGUCACUGGCUGUUGAUCACCUUUUGCAUGUUGCAGCGUCAACUUGGUGAAUAAUUUGUGAGGCAUGAAUUUAAGCUUCAUUAAGCGAUAACUUGGGGACAGCUGCAGGGAGCCGAAAGGAAGUCACAAGAACUGUGGCUUUGGAGUCCACCAUCCCCUGGGCUUCAGCCGGAGUAGCCUGUCUCUAUUUUAUAUAUCCAGGACCUCCAUACAAUGUUGUUUGAAGAAAAAAAAAAUCAUAGGUUAAAAAAUCACUGUUUCACUCAAUACGUUUUCAGUCAUAAGGAAGGAGUUUUCUAAUAAUGCAUCUCGGAUGAGUAGAAGAUGCUUCCCUCAGAAUAUAUUUUAAAGUUUGUUUUGAAAAGUGAGGCAUAUUUGGUCAAGGGUGAAUAACAUAAUUCUGCAGGUUGACACAUUUAAAGAUAGCCCUUGCAGAAACCAACCUGGAGCCUUACGGGGAAAAUCUGUGGAGAAAAGGCCCUCCUGACAUGUGAGGAUUACACAUGUGGAAGAGCUCU